GGGGGGGGGGCCGGGGGGGAGAAUGAGGCUGCGUCUGUUUCGCAUGGCGCUGUUAAGCUGUGGCUGCUCCAUCCUCCUGGCUCUCGCCUACCUGCACGGCUCCCUGGCUCCAGGUGUGGCCCCCUUCCGAACACGGAGCCUCGGAGACGUCGACGGAAUCCUCAGCUGGGAGCAGCGCAUGACGAUCGUCUCCGCGGACCCCGUGCAGCGCGCGAGGAGGGAGCGGCUCUCUCGGGGGUGCAACGCCAUCCAGGAGGGGGGGCUCGGGGGAGGCCCUGGAGGGGGGCCCAAGCGCCGGGUGCUGAGCCCCGCGGACCUCAAACACCUCCUGGUGGACGAUGAACACCGACUCAUCUACUGCUACGUGCCCAAGGUGGCGUGCACGAACUGGAAGCGCGUGAUGCUGGUGCUGAGCGGGCGGGCGAGGGGCCGCCAGGCGCAGGCGAUCCCGGCGCACGAGGCUCACGUGCCCGGCGCGCUGCGCUCGCUGGCGCACUUCAACGCCUCCGAGAUCAACCGCCGGCUCCACUCGUACCUCUCCUUCCUCUUUGUGCGCCACCCCUUCGAGAGGCUCGUCUCCGCCUACACCAACAAGUUCACCAAGCGGUACAACACGGCGUUCCACUCGCGCUACGGCACGCGCAUCAUCCAGCGGCACCGUCGCGCGCCGGGCGCGGAGGCGGCGCGGCGCGGCAGUGACGUGCGCUUCGAGGAGUUUGCGUGGUACCUGGCGGACCCGCGCACGCGCGCCGAGGAGCCCUUCAACGAGCACUGGGAGACGGUGACGGCGCUGUGCCACCCGUGCCACGUGCGCUACGACGUCGUCGGCAAGUACGAGACGCUGCAGCGCGACGCCGGCCUCGUGCUGCGGCUCGCCGGAGCCAGCGCCGACGUCGAGUUUCCCCCUGCGCCGGCGCGCGCCCGCCGCGGCGGCGGUGACGGCGGUGGCCGUGGCGGUAAAGGCAGCGAGGCGAGGAGAGAGGCGCUGAAACACUUCCGCACGCUCGGAGCGCACUACCGACGGCGCCUGUACGCGCUGUACCGGCACGACUUCCUGCUCUUUAACUACUCGGCGGCGGCGUUCAUGGACACGCGGUGAUGGUGACCGAAGUGGUCGCGAUGGUGGCGGUGGGGAGGGUGAUGAUGGUGGUAAUGUUGGUGAUAAUGGCAGUGAUGAUGGCGGUAACGGUGGCGAUGAUGCUGGCAAUUUGUUUGUAUGUUGAACUUCUUACGCACCGAGCCAUCCGUGCUCACCAAAGGUGCUAAUGAUCACGCCGAUGAUGAUAAUGACGAUGGGGGUGAUGAUGGUGACAAUGGGAUGAGUGAAGAUGAUGAAGAUGGUGAUCGUCAUCACGCAUCAUCACAAUCACCAUCAUAGAUUAAAUCAUAAUCAUCACCUAAACUAACAUCGCUGCCAUCACUAUCACUUGAAUCAUCGUCAUAAUCACCAUCAUCCCUAUUAUCAUCAACACCAUUAUCACCAUCAUCACCAUCACGAACAUCACGGGCAUCAUCACUAUCACUGUCAUCAUCACCACCACCACCAUCGCAAUCUUCACCACUACCAUAACUAUGAUCAUCAACAUAAAUGUUUGAUAUCAACCGCACGUGACCUCCGUGCAGUGAUCAGGUCACGCGAGGUCACGUGAGGUCACGCAAGGUCACGUAUUUUGGGGGAGGAGCCCCCGCCCCACCCCACGCCCCCUCCCCCACCCCGUCCAAGACUUGAGGUAGAAAUCCUGGGAAGCCUCGACACUGGCGCCCUCUGCUGCCUGCCACGUGUAAUUUACUGUCAUCUGUGGAGGAAAUUGUAAAUGGUAUUUUUUUAUGCAAUAGCAAUAAUUGUAAUAAAAAAAACUAGACUUUUGUUAUAUUUAAAUUAUUAUUUUUUACUUAAUAAGCUCACUGUUGAAUUUGGGGAAAAAGCGGCGUUUGUCUGCUAAGUAGAAUUAAACGAAGGGAAAAUAUUAGAAAUCUGCGCAGCUACUUCCGCCCCCUUCACCACCUCGCGUGAGACUCAAUGUCUCAAAGCAGGAAGCUUGACGCUUCCGCGGAUUUCUCAAGCGCCGAGCAGUGGACACCGGGUGGGUCACUGUGGUGGACAUUCGGAUAGUCACUGCGGUGGACAAUGAGUCACUGUGAUGGACACUGGGUGUGUCUGAUGGGUUACUGGUUGACACUGAGUGAGUCACUUUUAAAGUAGCAAACGAUAUUGAAAACUUGAGGUUCAUAGGUUCUCAAUGACUCGGGAGUGAGGUGUGCAUGUCUGUGUGUGUGUUCGAGUGCUAGUCUGUGUGUGUAUGUGGGGAGCGGUAGUGUAGCGGUUAGCGCGCUGCACUACGAACCUGGCCACCCAGGUUCGAUUCCCGUCCAGGACCAACA
This is a messenger RNA of Petromyzon marinus (sea lamprey), 2382 nucleotides long. RefSeq names its product carbohydrate sulfotransferase 13 (gene CHST13). The record is from RefSeq and is a predicted model, not a curated record. Gene Ontology annotation, biological process: carbohydrate biosynthetic process; proteoglycan biosynthetic process. Gene Ontology annotation, molecular function: sulfotransferase activity. NCBI's taxonomy places the organism in Eukaryota, Metazoa, Chordata, Hyperoartia, Petromyzontiformes, Petromyzontidae. Gene Ontology annotation, cellular component: membrane.